This is a messenger RNA of Pseudomassariella vexata, 2547 nucleotides long. Its product is annotated as TATA element modulatory factor 1 TATA binding-domain-containing protein. Gene Ontology annotation, cellular component: endoplasmic reticulum; Golgi apparatus. The transcript is spliced from 2 exons. The record is from RefSeq and is a predicted model, not a curated record. Bases 1 to 2547 code for a protein of 848 amino acids. NCBI's taxonomy places the organism in Eukaryota, Fungi, Ascomycota, Sordariomycetes, Amphisphaeriales, Pseudomassariaceae.
AUGUCAGCUCCGAAAGGCUCAAGAUGGGGUUCCUUUCUAUCACAGGCUGUCGCCGGAGUCGAGGCACGCCUUGACAACAUUUUAUCCGAAGAAGAGCAAGCGAAGCAGCAAGCGCCCUCAAGACCGUUGUCCGCAGCUUCGUCCAGACCAGCCUCGACCAUCGGAAAGUCAACUAAUGACAGACUGCAAGAGAGACUGGCGCGGGCCGUCGCGGCGAAGAACGCAGCUACAUCGAACCAGCCAAGGACGAGUAACGAGCAGAGCCCUCGACCCAGUACAGAUAAUGCGAGUGUCGUCUCAUCCGUUCAGUUGGCUUCCCAAAGCCCACGAUCCAGCCUCGCUAAGGACGAGGCGCCAGCCCAGGAACUCGGCACAGCAACCGAGAAGGAGCCGUACCAACCGCCGUCAAUGGCAUUGCCAACAAAUGGUGACUCAAUCGCGGGUGACUCGCCUCGGGCCUCAACUCAAGAAGAGCCCGCAGAAUCUGUAGAACUAGCGUCAGUCCCGGAAGCGCCGGUCCCUACGCCAACACCAAAGGAAGAGGUUGUACCUGUAUCACUGGCGACCAGUGAAAAGAUUGGGUUGUCCUUUGACUUAUACGAGAAACGGAUACAAGAACUAGAGAAGACGCUGGAGGAUACCCAGCUGCAGCAUCAGGAGGAGCUGCAUAGCCAGGUGGAGCAAGUUGAUGCACUUCAAGCCAAGCUACAAUACCUAGCGCGCGAGGCGACCGAGGCCGCAAGGAAGAAUGCUUCGGCUGCUUCUGCAGGCAGCCUUGAGAAGAAGGUCGCCGAGAAGGAUCAACAAGUUGCUCAAUUAAUGGAGGAAGGCCAGAAGCUUGCCGGCAAUGAGCAGAAACUACGUGCCGUUAUCAAGAAGCUGCGGACUCAGAUCGCCGCCGACGAGAAGGAGCUCAAUGAGCAAAAGAUUUGGCGUCAGAAGGCCGAGGCUGAAAUCAUCAACCUACGAGACAUGUCUCGUAUUGUGGAUGAGUCCAGAAAGGCCAACGACGACUGCCACAAGCAAAUCAGUCAACUGAAGAGGGAACUGGACCUGGCAAGUUCCGGUGCAUCUUCCAAGGAUUCAACCAUCUCCGAUUUGAAAAUGCAAUUGCAAGAGGAAUCGGAACGGGCGAAGGCGUUGACGGCUAAAGUCAACGAUCAGGUCAGGGAGGCUGGUCAGCAACGUGUCAAAGACUUGGAGGAUCAAGUAGCAGCUCUCGAGCUAGAGAAGAACCUCGUCGCAGAUAGGGCGAGACUCCAGGCUGCAGAGCUGCGCGAGAAGGCCGAAAGAGCAGCCGAACGUUCACGGGCGGUUGAGCUAGAGAUGAAGGGUGAAGUACAGAUAUUAGAGAGCAAACUUGAGGCAGUCCGAGCCAGGGCAGAAGAAGCUUCUUCAGGUGCUGUUGGUGAUGCCCAAGCCAAGCUGCUGCGGCAGAUCGAAACCCUACAGACCCAAUAUUCUAUAGCCAGUGAGAACUGGCAAGGGAUGGAGGCAUCGCUGGCUGCUCGGGCUGCAAGUCUAGAAAAAGAAAGGGAUGAAGCAUUGCGUCGAGAAUCCGAAAUGAGAAGAAAGGCCCGAGAAACUGCUGCCCGUGCCAAACGUCAGGAAGAGGAACUGGAAGAGGCCAAGUCCAGCCUUCCCAAUGUUCAGCGGGAUCUCUCAGAUCACCGGUCGCAACUCGAAAAGCUGCAGAAGAGAGCCGAGGAGGCUGAAGCUGCACUCGUUGAAGCAAAGGCAGACUUUGACAAACAGAGGCAAGCCUGGAAGGAAGAAAAUGCAGACAAGACGAGCCAAGAACGCCGACCAUGGUUGGAAGAAGUUGCCCUACGGAGUAACAGCAGGCCAGCUUCUCCGUUAAUGUCAGCUCCGCAAAGAGGCUUCAGCAGCGAUUAUCUUGGGUUACAAGGCUUUCCCAUGAAGCUGCGCAAGACCUCGGCACCGUCAAGCAACGGUGAUCAUAGUCCGAUCGACCGACCCGCGUCUUUGAUGAGGCGGCCUUCACAACAGCCCCCUCAAUCCCGGCCAUCCCUUUUCUCAAACUCUUCUGUUCUAACUGGAACAACAACCCCCUCCAUGUUCGGGGCCGAAAUGGUUGGCUCACCACGCCAACAUCCCGUAGAGCGCGACGAUUCCCUGUUCGACGGAGCCGAAACCUCAGCAUCUCCCCACAACGUCCUCCAGGACAUGGUGUCCGUGUCCACCAUCGCCGCCGGCCCCUCGGUGCAACUUGUAGAGCGCAUGAGCGCCGCCAUCCGGCGCCUGGAAAGCGAGAAAGUAGCCGCUAAGGAAGAACUAGCACGGAUAUCCGGACAGCGGGAUGAGGCGCGUGCGGAGAUCGUAGCACUUAUGAAGGAGGUGGAGGCGGGGAAGACGUCGGCCAAAAAGGUCGAGGAUUUGGAGAAAGAGGUUGCUGUUAUUAACGAGAGAUACCAGACUACGCUUGAGAUGCUGGGCGAGAAAAGCGAGUUGGUCGAGGAGUUGAGGGCCGACGUGGAUGAUGUUAAGGCUAUGUAUAGAGAUCUGGUGGAACGGACGAUCAAGUAG